GCCGUACGGUGGCGUCAUCGGGAGGCGCCGGCUCGGCGAUGCUGGAGGCGCUGGUGGCCGGCGGCGCGGAGGGGCUGGUCCUCGUGCGAGACAACGCCGCCUGCGAGGGUCGCAGCCUCCUCCGGGCCUUCGUCACCGCCGCCGUGCAGAGGGCCGAGCGCGUCCUCGUCGUCCUCUUCGACGUCCCCCGGGAGCAGUUCGAGGCCGGGCUGAGCCCCUCAGUGAAGGAGCAGCUCCUGUACCGCGAUGGCUUCACGGACCCCCUGGGCUGGAGUGGGCCGGACCCUGACCUGCGGGCAGGCGAUUUCGGGGGGCUCCUAGCGGGGGGGCUCCCCCCGGGGGGGCCCCUGACGCUGGUGCUGGACUCGCUCAGCUGGCUGCUGCUGCGCCUGCCCCCCCCCCGCCUCUGCCAGGCCCUGGGGGCUCUGCUGGGGGGGGCCCCCGGCUCCGCCCGCCCCUCCUGCCUGCUGGCACUGCUGCACGGGGACCUGCACCCCCCUGGGCUGCUGCAGGCGCUGGGGGCCCUGGCCACGACCCAGCUCAUCCUGGGGGGGGCCCCCCCCAGCCCGGGCACCCUCCGACUUGCCAGCGUGCUCAGCCGCCCCCGCAGGGGGGGGGUCAGGCAGAAGGACGAGAGCUUCACCCUCCUGCCUGAUGGCUCCCUGCGCUCCCUGGGGGUGCCCACCCCCACGCCGGAGGAGGAGGAUGGGAGACCCCCCCCUGCAGCCCGGACGCCUGGGUCCCCCAGGGAUUCAGGGGGCCGGGCCCCCUCCCACCCCCUCACCUUCCGCCUGCAGCUGUCUGCGGCUGAGCGGGCAGCACGGGCAGCUGUGCCCCCCCCGUACCAGCUCAGCCCCCCUAAGAGAUCGACCCUCCUCCGGACACCCGGGACCAUCGUCUGUGCCCUGGAACCCCCCGAGGAUGAGGACGAGGACCCCGAGGACCCCGACUAUGACCUGGAUGUGUGACACGCCCCCCCCCCAGGUUUAUUGUAGGACCUAUGUAAACCCAAGGGGUUACUGUAGGACCUACGUAAACGUUGGGACCCCCAAUAAAGCUGUCGCAUUUCCCCCA
Molecule: messenger RNA, 1074 nt
Organism: Harpia harpyja (harpy eagle)
Lineage: Eukaryota; Metazoa; Chordata; Aves; Accipitriformes; Accipitridae
Gene: ELP5
Product: elongator acetyltransferase complex subunit 5
Exons: 7
Coding region: 39-968 (309 amino acids)
Biological process (GO): tRNA wobble uridine modification
Cellular component (GO): cytosol; elongator holoenzyme complex; nucleus
Molecular function (GO): tRNA binding
Source: RefSeq, a predicted model, not a curated record